Coregonus clupeaformis (lake whitefish) is the source of this 3665-nucleotide messenger RNA. Its product is annotated as CSC1-like protein 2. Gene Ontology annotation, molecular function: calcium-activated cation channel activity; nucleic acid binding. The record is from RefSeq and is a predicted model, not a curated record. Gene Ontology annotation, cellular component: plasma membrane. NCBI's taxonomy places the organism in Eukaryota, Metazoa, Chordata, Actinopteri, Salmoniformes, Salmonidae. The transcript has 25 exons. The coding region runs from base 462 to 3014 and encodes 850 amino acids.
CGAUACUUUAUAGUUGAUAGUCGAUAACCCUUUUUAGUUGAUUACUCAAUUAAAAAGGGGGCCAUGAGGAAAGAUAUUGUAAUUUGUCAUAAAAAACGCACUGGUUGAAGAAUAUGUUCUAUUUAUCCUAUGUCUAUGAUUUUGGUACGCCCAGUUCAUUUUUCAAUGAUCCACCUCUUCUGCCUUAGUUAGCUGCUGCUGUGCUUGUUACCGGCUAGCUACUAGGCUCCUGCUUAUCGUGUUUUGACGAAGAUCGAAAGACUGCGUUUGAUUUGGAGGGACUAUAUUUUUUAUUUUCUACCCGGGAAUCAUACAAGACCUGGAUAUAAUACGAAAGGUUUUGGCUGUUCGGAUCGUGGUGUGCUGUUCUCGCUUGUCUCGACUGGUUUGGGAAAAAUCCACUGCGUAUCAAAUAGCAGGUGUUUAAGAUGUUGCAGUGAGUGUGGAACUGAAUCCUCAGCAUGUCUGUCCUGCCGGCGGCGGCGGCGGUGGUGGUGGGGUGGGGUGCCCUGGUCCAGGGUGCUCCGUGUCCCGGAGGGGGCCUGGCUGACUGCCCUACCCAGCAGAGCAACACCUCCGGUGGGGGUGAUACCUCCAGGGACUACUGCUACACGGCCCGUAUCCGCUCCACCGUGCUGCAGGGCCUGCCCUUUGGAGGGGUGCCCACCGUCCUCGCGCUCGACUUCAUGUGCUUCCUGGUCCUCCUGUUUGUGUUCUCCGUCUUAAGGAAAUUAGCGUGGGACUACGGCCGCUUGGCGCUGGUCACUGACGCAGACAGACAGAGUCAGCGAUACAGCCGCCUGGACGAACAGGAAUAUUUGGCGUCUGCCAUGACGUCGGAGCUACCCGAUCGCUACGAACGACUGACCUCUGUCUCCAGCUCAGUGGACUUUGAGCAGAGAGACACUGGCUUCUGCUCCUGGUUAACAGCCAUCUUCCGCAUAAAGGAUGAGGAGAUCAGGGAGAAGUGUGGGGAGGAUGCUGUUCACUACCUCUCCUUCCAGAGGCACAUCAUUGGUCUGCUGGUGGUGGUGGGCGUGCUCUCAGUGGCCAUUGUCCUGCCCGUCAACUUCUCAGGAAAUCUAUUGGAAAACAAUGCCUACAGUUUUGGGCGUACCACUAUAGCCAAUCUGGAUGCCAAUAACACGCUACUGUGGCUCCACACCACCUUUGCGUUCUUCUACCUGUUGUUGACUGUCUACAGUAUGAGAAGACACACCUCCAAGAUGCACUACAGAGAGGACGACCUGGUGAAACGCACUUUAUUUGUCAACGGGAUCUCCAAGUAUGCAGAGGAGAAGCACAUAAAGCAACACUUUGAACAGGCUUAUGAAAACUGCUGCGUUCUAGAGGCCCGUAUAUGUUACGAUGUGGCAAAGCUGAUGUCCCUCAACUCAGAAAGGAAGAAGACUGAACGCAGCAUGAAGUUCUUUAAAGACCUGCAGUCCAAGGAGCACAUCCCCACCAUGAUCAAUCCCAAACCCUUUGGACAUCUCUGCUGCUGUAUCAUCAAGGGCUGUGAGCAGGAGGAAGCAGUGAGUUACUACACCAAGCUGGAGUCCAAGCUGAAGGAGGAGUACAGGAAGGAGAAAGAGAAGGUCAACAGUAAACCACUAGGAAUGGCCUUCGUUACCUUCCAGAACGAAGCCAUGACCGCCAUUAUCCUGAAGGACUACAAUGCGUGUAAGUGUCAGGGCUGCCACUGUCAGAGGGAACCAAAGUCUUCUGCCUUCAGCCAGCACCUUCACACAUACUCCUGGACCGUCGGCUAUGCACCAGACCCACAGAACGUCUACUGGGAGCAUCUGUCAGUAGGAGGGUUCCCCUGGUGGCUGAGAUGCUUCAUCAUCAACUGUAUCCUCUUCCUCCUCCUCUUCUUCCUCACAACUCCCGCCAUCAUCAUCUCCACCAUGGACAAGUUCAACGUCACCAAGCCUGUCGAGUACCUCAACAACCCCAUUGUGACCCAGUUCUUCCCCACCCUGCUGCUGUGGGCAUUCUCCGCCCUGCUACCCACCAUCGUAUACUACUCUGCCUUCUUCGAGGCCCACUGGACACGGUCUGGAGAGAACAGGACCACCAUGCAUAAAUGCUACACCUUUCUGAUCUUCAUGGUCUUACUACUGCCCUCUCUAGGACUCAGCAGUCUGGACGUUUUCUUCCGAUGGCUGUUUGACAGGCGCUUCCUGGCCGAUGCUGCUGUGCGGUUUGAGUGCGUGUUCCUGCCGGACAACGGGGCGUUCUUUGUGAACUAUGUCAUUGCGUCUGCGUUCAUCGGUAACGCCAUGGAUCUGCUGAGGAUCCCUGGUCUGCUCAUGUACAUGACCCGGCUGUGUCUGGCCCGCUCUGCUGCCGAGAGACGCAACGUCAAGAGGCACCAGGCCUAUGAGUUCCAGUUCGGGGCAGCCUACGCCUGGAUGAUGUGUGUCUUCACUGUGGUCAUGACCUACAGCAUCACCUGUCCAAUCAUUGUCCCCUUCGGUCUUAUGUACAUGCUGUUGAAGCACCUGGCAGACCGCUACAACAUGUACUAUGCCUACCUUCCCUCCAAGCUGGAUAAGAAGAUCCACUCUGGGGCCGUCAACCAGGUGGUGGCAGCACCCAUCCUCUGUCUCUUCUGGCUCCUGUUCUUCUCCACUGUCCGCACAGGUUUCUCAGCCCCUACCUCUAUGUUUACCUUCAUUGUUCUGGUCAUCACCAUCAUCGUCUGCUUGUCCCAUGUCUGCUUCGGACACUUCAAAUAUCUCAGCGCUCACAACUACAAGAUUGACGUUGAAAAUGUGGAUGGUGUGGAGAACGGUCGUCCAGCACGCACCUCUCCCUUCAAUAAGUCAGCACAGAUGUACAUUGCCUCCGUGCUCCAGGACCCCAUCUUAGACGAGCUGGGUUCAGCUGGCAGCGGGGUCAGUGAGGGCUCGCAGGAUGAGGAGAUCAUCCAAGUGGGGAACAGCCUCAACGAGGCCGACUUCCAGAGCGGCGAGGACAGUCUCCUCGCUAACGAGGUGCGGCACUGACGUCAGGGGACGCCGGAGACGGUCGUCAGGACGGGGACGGAGGACGGGGAGAGAGAAGCGGAGGCAGAGACUGUGAUGGCAGAAACGAAGGUGUAACGUCUCCGACCGAAUGGAUCACUGACCUAGUGAACGGAGCUGAAACGGAGCUGAAACGGAGCUGAAACGGACUGACGGACGGCUCUAGAAGACAUGGCGAGGCCACUAACCUUAAAGACCUAAACGGAGAGGGACUAUUUCUCUGUCUACACUAACUAACACGGCAACACAAAUAGUUUUCUUAGGCCUUUUACUCUUCCUGGAGGGAGAGAGAGAGGUAGUCUAUUAACUAACACAGGAACAUUUAUCUACUAAAGGACUCUGAAUCCACACUUUAUGAUGGCAAAGCAGGGACACUAACUACUGGUAACUCUCCCUUCCGACUAUUGAUCUAGCGCUGCCUCUGACCUGAGGCUCGGACUGUGAAGGAGGGAUCUUUCCUUCCCAUAAUCCUUUGCCUGUUCUGCCUGCACCCCUAAUCGUCUCUGUGCCCUAGAGGCUUCGUCACAAUAAGCAGCCUACUAUGAUGUUGAUGUUGGUCAGCAUCACACUGUUAGCCUGCUCUGGUCUGCUCUGGUCUGCUCUGGUCUGUUCUGCUCUGGUCUGCUCUGGCCU